GCUGCAAAACGGACAACAACCUGCGGCAAUAUUAUCGUUGCAGCUGCUGCUGCCGCAGAUAAGAAAUAUUGCUCAACAAUACUUAGUAGCAGAAACUUGUAUGAAGUUACAGAGUUUGAAAUUGGCUAUAUACAACUCACCAAUGUGCUUGUCGCUGAUGGGACCUUACAGGAAUACCUUGCAAAUAUGUUGUCUAUUUUACAACCAGAUCAACUAACUACUGAAAUUUCUGCUGCUUCUAGUGCACCUCAACCUUCAGUCUCUUCCAACAAACCAUUGCCGAAGAAGCGUGGACGACCAUUGAAGACAAGGAAUGUGGAAAACAUUCCAAGAGGAGUUAGCACAUUUUAUAGUAAGGCCUUUGAAGUGUUUGGAGACAGAGUCUAUGAUAGGUCUAACAAUGACCUUCAACCUCCGCUAUCAGCCAGA
Messenger RNA from Thlaspi arvense, 429 nucleotides. The record is from the annotation of a GenBank genome assembly. Lineage: Eukaryota; Viridiplantae; Streptophyta; Magnoliopsida; Brassicales; Brassicaceae.